Drosophila willistoni is the source of this 1235-nucleotide messenger RNA. It is a transcript of the gene Rab40, whose product is annotated as ras-related protein Rab-40C. Bases 130 to 924 code for a protein of 264 amino acids. Lineage: Eukaryota; Metazoa; Arthropoda; Insecta; Diptera; Drosophilidae. Gene Ontology annotation, molecular function: GTP binding; GTPase activity. The record is from RefSeq and is a predicted model, not a curated record. Gene Ontology annotation, cellular component: plasma membrane; endosome; synaptic vesicle. The transcript is spliced from 5 exons. Gene Ontology annotation, biological process: protein localization to plasma membrane; intracellular signal transduction.
AAAAACAAAUGCAAAGUGCUUAAUUGUGUUAAAUGAGUUAAAUUUUUACUGCAAUCUCAAAAAAAAGUAAAUGCGCAAAAUAUUCACUUUCAGUAAGUUUUUUUUUGUUCCCCUAAUGGUAUUGGAACCAUGACAAAAGACUACGAUUAUCUACUGAAAGUUCUCCUUGUUGGCGAUAGCGAUGUGGGCAAACAUGAGAUACUUUCGAAUUUGGAGGAUCCAACCACAGAAAGUCCAUUUUGCAGUAAUAAUGAUUGCCACUCAUCCUCUCACAUCCUUCAAACGGUAGCAUAUAAAACCACAACCAUAUUGCUUGAGGGCAAACGGGUUAAAUUACAACUCUGGGAUACAUCCGGCCAAGGACGUUUUUGUACCAUAAUACGUUCAUAUUCACGUGGUGCUCAAGGUAUUAUUUUAGUCUAUGAUAUAACCAAUAAAUGGAGCUUCGAUGGCAUCGAUCGUUGGCUCAAAGAAGUCGAGGAGCAUGCUCCUGGUAUACCCAAGGUCCUGGUAGGCAACCGUCUACAUUUGGCCUUCAAACGUCAGGUGGCUGCCAAGCAAGCCGAGUCCUAUGCCUCCCGUAACAAUAUGUCCUGCUUUGAGAUAUCGCCACUAUGCGAUUUCAAUAUACGCGAAUCGUUCUGUGAGCUGGCACGCAUGGCCCUUCAUCGCAAUGGCAUGGAGCACAUUUGGCGCAGUAAUAAGGUACUAUCCCUGCAGGAGCUCUGCUGUCGCACCAUUGUGCGUAGGACCAGUGUCUAUGCCAUCGAUUCGUUACCCCUGCCGACGUCUGUGAAAUCAACACUCAAGUCAUAUGCCUUGACCACAUCGCAGUGUUUCAAUUCGUUGACACAGAACUCAAAGAGUCGAAAUCGUUGCAAGACACCGACGAGCAGUAGUCGAAAUAGUUGUACAAUCGCGUGAUUGCUGGGGCCUGUAGGUAAUGGUUAUGUCCUUUGCAUACAAGGAAUCAUCAUUUGCCUACGCAACAGCCUGAAUCUAAUGAUAAUGAUAACAAUAAUGAUAAUGAUAUAUAAUGAUAACGAUAACAAUGAUUAACUGACAUGAUGAGAUGAGAAUGAAAGAUAUACUUUACUACUCUUAGGCUAACACACACCCACACACACAUACACAAGACACUUUUCAUUCGCCCUCUUACUCUAACGCAUUCUUUCUCACUCUCUCUCAUGCAUUGCUUAGUAUUUUGUCUCUAUAGUUUUAUUUUUAUUUCUCUU